Messenger RNA from Cuculus canorus (common cuckoo), 1396 nucleotides. It is a transcript of the gene MPI, whose product is annotated as mannose phosphate isomerase. The record is from RefSeq and is a predicted model, not a curated record. Lineage: Eukaryota; Metazoa; Chordata; Aves; Cuculiformes; Cuculidae. Gene Ontology annotation, cellular component: cytosol. Gene Ontology annotation, molecular function: mannose-6-phosphate isomerase activity; zinc ion binding. The coding region runs from base 117 to 1388 and encodes 423 amino acids. Gene Ontology annotation, biological process: GDP-mannose biosynthetic process; carbohydrate metabolic process. The transcript is spliced from 8 exons.
GCCACAGCCCCCUGUCACACCCCCAUCCCCCGCCCCUAUGGCCGCUAUAGGGUGCUGGAGCUGCUCCCGCCCGUGAGGGCGGUACCGGCGCGGCUCCCGGCGUGCCCUGCCGAGCCAUGGCGGAGAGCCGCGUGUUCCCGCUGUCCUGCGCCGUGCAGAGCUACGCCUGGGGCAAGCUGGGGCUGCAGAGUGAGGUGGCCAAGCUGGUGGCCAGCAGCGAUCCGCUCGUCCAGAUCCAGCCCGAGCAGCCCUACGCGGAGCUCUGGAUGGGCACACACCCCCGAGGUGACUCCGUCAUCUUGGAUAACCGUAUCCCUCAAAAGACCCUGGGCCAGUGGAUCACGGCCAACCCCGCCUGCCUGGGGGAGAAGGUGCUGGAUGCUUUCCAGGGGCACCUGCCCUUCCUCUUCAAGGUGCUGUCAGUCAACACCGCCCUCUCCAUCCAGGCGCACCCCAACAAGGAGCUGGCAGCAAAGCUGCAUGCACAGUUCCCCGAGCACUACCCUGAUGUCAACCACAAGCCCGAGAUGGCCAUCGCUCUCACCCCCUUUGAGGGCUUGUGCGGCUUCCGGCCAGUGGAGGAGAUCGUCUCCUUCCUCCAGGCUGUCCCCGAGCUGCGGGCGCUGAUUGGGGAGGUGGCAGCGGAGCAGCUGGAGCGGAGCGGGAGUGACGACCCCCGUGGUGUCUCGGCCGCCCUCCGCGUCUGCUUCACUCGCCUGAUGAAGAGUGAGAAGAAGUUCUUCGUCGACCAGCUGAACACGCUGGUGAAGAGGGUCUCCCAGGAAGCAGCGGAAGGGAAGGACACGUCAGCCAGCAACGGGGACCUUCUGCUGCGGCUGCACUCCCAGUUUCCAGGGGACAUCGGCUGCUUCACCAUCUACUUUCUCAACCUGGUGAGGCUGGAGCCAGGAGAAGCCAUGUACCUGGGAGCCAAUGAGCCCCAUGCCUACCUGCAUGGAGAUUGCGUGGAGUGCAUGGCGUGCUCGGAUAACACAGUCCGCGCCGGGCUCACUCCCAAAUUCAUCGAUGUCCUCACCUUAUGUGAGAUGCUCAACUACACGCCGGCGCCCAGCAGCUCCAAGAUCUUCCCGGCCACGCAGAGCCAGCUCGACCCCAGCGUCUACCUCUACGACCCACCCGUGCCAGACUUUGCUGUCAUGAAGAUAGAGAUCCCCGCCUCCAUCAAGCUGUACCUCGUCUCCGCCGUGGACUCUGCCAGCAUCCUGCUGGUGAUCCAGGGGACAGCUGUGGGCACCUCCACAGCCGCAGCCUCUGAAAUGCCUCUGCGCCGCGGCUCCGUGCUCUUCAUCUCUGCCAACGAGAGCAUCUCCCUCCACCUCUCCUCGCCGGAUGGGAUGCUGCUCUUCCGAGCCUGCUGCCUCCUCUGAGCGGCACC